This is a messenger RNA of Saccostrea echinata, 1272 nucleotides long. Its product is annotated as meprin A subunit beta-like. Gene Ontology annotation, molecular function: metalloendopeptidase activity; zinc ion binding. Gene Ontology annotation, cellular component: membrane. Gene Ontology annotation, biological process: proteolysis. The transcript has 9 exons. The record is from RefSeq and is a predicted model, not a curated record. NCBI's taxonomy places the organism in Eukaryota, Metazoa, Mollusca, Bivalvia, Ostreida, Ostreidae. The coding region runs from base 1 to 1179 and encodes 392 amino acids.
AUGCAUGUCACAAUGGGUGAAAUACAGAUUUGGUCAAAUUCAGAUGGCAGGAUUGGCACUGUCUAUUAUCGUAUUUCAGGUGCUCUGAAACCGUGUACGAAGCAAACUUUAGUGGCAGUCAUCACCGAUGUAACUCAGCUUAUUAACUCAGAUGGCUCCAGAUGUAUCGAAUUUCAAGAAACAGAUGGGAGACCAAACAAAAAUAUGCAGGCUUACAUUGAUUUCCAGCAAGCUUUCGACAGUUGUGAGUAUCAAAGAAAUACACCUGGAAUGCCGUUUGAUCCACUUUCAAGUACAGCCAAAGUAUCAAUAAAAAUAAAAGAUAAGUGUGUAUCUCGCUCUGCCUUGGUGUACAACUUAGCAAGAAUCCUGGGAUUACCAGAUGAACACACUCGAGACGACAGAGACAACUAUAUCAACAUACACUGGAAUAAUAUUGAAACGGAGGCAAUCAAUAGAAAAAUUUACAAUGAAUCAUCAUCAAAAAUUGGAGACAUGCCUUAUGAUUUUACCUCUGUUACUCACGUUGGUCCAUUCGAACACGCUCUGGAUACACGAAAACCAACAUUAUCAUCAAAAUAUGAGGGAGUGCAUUUUGGUGAUCAUUUGAACCUCAGUGUUAUUGACGUCAUAAAAAUAAGGCAGAUGUACAACUGCCCAACAGAUAUAAAUCUUCAGUCAUCGAUGGCUUAUCGCCCUAUACACUGUACAUUUGAUCUCCCCCUUUGUGGUCUUGUGAACGACUGGACAUCACCUGGAAUUCAAUGGACAAAGAAAAAAGGACCAGUAUCGGAGGAAGGACCACAAACUGACCACACGAAUGGAGAUGGGUGGUACAUGUUUGCCAAUGAAACAGAAUCCUUCAACACGGCACGCUUGGUCAGCAUCACCGAGGUUUCCCCCGGGGACGUAUGUGUAUCCCUGUAUUACUAUUUGGAAAAUAACUCUACCACAGUCAAGAUAUUCCAGAAAGAAUCAGUUAGGAACACAGUCAAACAGAUUAGAGAAAUAAACCGUAACAAAGAAAUAUCCUGGUCGGUAUUCAGGUUUAGUGUUACCUCACCCAAUACAUGGCGACUUUUGAUAGAAGCUGAUGUGACAAAUGGCGCAGUAGCAGUUGAUGAUGUUAUGGUGCAGUAUGGAAGAUGUCCAUCUUUAAAUGAAUGCAAUAAUCACUGAACUGUUCCUACAAUGUAGCAAUUGAAAACAUUUUUAAAAAAUUCAUUUCAAAACAAACGAAACACGCUUUUAUACAUAUCUUACGAUAUGCCA